Messenger RNA from Penicillium mononematosum, 2067 nucleotides. RefSeq lists its product as uncharacterized. The record is from RefSeq and is a predicted model, not a curated record. The transcript is spliced from 3 exons. NCBI's taxonomy places the organism in Eukaryota, Fungi, Ascomycota, Eurotiomycetes, Eurotiales, Aspergillaceae. Bases 1 to 2067 code for a protein of 688 amino acids.
AUGGAUCCACCCAAAGAACAUCAUCAGCGAAUGCACCGCCUUGGGCACGUGUUCGCAGAGAUGAAGCAAGAUCCCACUGCUACACCGCAGGUGAUGCCCAAGACCACACAGGACUCCGAGGAGUCUGGCAUCUCGAAAAGCAUCCUUCAGCCUCGAACUGCAGAUGCUUCAGUCAAGAUGCCAGAUGAUGAUGAUGAACAAGCAAAAGAGUCGUUCAUCAAGGUUGACAAGCCUGACCUUGAUUUUGCAACUGGUCUAGAAGACCAGAAGACAGCUACUAGAGUCGACCAGAAACCAUCCUCCGAGGAUAUCGACAUGCCCUUGGCCCCCAAAAUCAAUCCAACUGAGCCACCCACCAAGGUUGAGAAGCCUGACCCUGAUUUGGCAGCUGAUCUUGAAGAUCAGAAGGCAGCUAUUGGUGUCAAAGGAGAUCCAUCUUGCGAGGAUACUGAGAUGCCGCUGGCCCCUACAAUCAAUCCAACGGAGCUAUUGAUCAAAGUUGAGGAACCUGAUCCUGAUUUGGCAGCUAUUCCUGAAGACCAGAAGGCAGCUACUGUUGUCGACCAGAAACCAUCCUGUGAGGACUCUGAUAUGCCAUUGGCCCCUACAAUCGAACCAGCAGAGCUAUCGAUCAAGGAUGAGAAGCCUGAUCCUGAACGGAAUGCCGCUGCUAGUACCAAGCAAGAACCAUCUUACGAGGAUACGGAGAUGCCACUGGCCCCCAAGAUCGACCCAAAUGAGCCGACAGCCAGUUUUGACCACUCUGACUCCAAGUGCAGUCUCACCCAGUUUGAUUCCCAGCGUCUUUUGAAAGAGACACGUACUCCGAGCUCCCCUGAGUCUGCGGACACAAAACCACAAGGCCAGCUCUGCCUCGUAUGCUUCAAGCAAUGGGAAAAGCAACUGGAGUCCGGCGAAAGGCUAGUUGAUUGCCAAACUACGCAUAGGACUUCUUCCCGCUGUGGCCAGUGUUUGCUGAAGCAUUCUAGAUGCGAGAUACUCCCAUCUAAUCUGACAAGAGACCUGUUACAGCUGAAGCAUGAGGUGGACAACGCCUUAAUGGUGGGUGAGGCCACCGAAGAAAAGAAGAGGUUCUACGAUGCAUACCAGCAUGUUUCUGGAGAAGUUCAUCGACCAUCCGCCAGACCUAGUGCAUCGGACUUGCAGAAUGCAGACAGAAGGAAGUCGUACGGGCGAGAAUACUAUCGGAAGAACGCAGAAAAAAUCAACUCGAAAAAUCGAGAAUAUCAGCGGAAGAACGCAGACAAAGUCAGGUCGCGAAGACAAGAAUGGCGGUUGAAGAACGCAGACAAAAUCAGGUCGAGAAAUCUAGAAUAUCGGCGGAAGAACGCCGACAAACUCAAGUCACAACAACGAGAAUACCGGCGGAAGAACGGAGACAAAGUCAAGUUGUAUUAUCAAGAAUACAGGCAGAAGAACGCAGACAAAAUCAGGGUGAGAAAACAAGAAUACUGUCGGAAGAACGUAGACAAAACCAAGGCGGGAAUACAAGAAUGGCGGCGGAAGAACACAGACAAAAUCAAGGCAGGAAAACAAGAAUACUAUCGAAAGAACGCAAACAAAAUCAAGGCGGAAAAACGAGAAUACUAUUGGAAUAACGCAAACAAAAUCAAGGCGGAAAAACGAGAAUACUAUCGGAAGAACGCAGACAAAGCCCUGGCGAAAAUACGAAAAUGGCAGUUGGAGAACGCAGACAAAGUGAAGUCGUACGGUCGAAAAUACUAUCGGAAGAAGGCAGACAAAAUCAAGGCGGGAAAACAAGAAAGGGGGCCUAAAAUGAAAGAAAAUCAGCCAAUACAGAAACCAGGCCCUCGACUCAAGAAGGAGGACCAGUUCAAGCAGGAGGACCGGUUCAAGCAAGAGGACCGGCUCAAGCAAGAGGACCGGCCCAAGCAAGAGGACCGGCUCAAGCAAGAGGACCGGCCCAAGCAAGAGGACCGGCUCAAGCAAGAGGACCGGCUCAAGCAAGAGGACCGGCCCAAGCAAGAGGACCGGCCCAAGCAAGAGGACCGGCCCAAGCAAGAGGCCUCGCUGUCGAAUUCCUAG